AUGAGGUGGCUGACCUUCUUUCUCGACCUUCCCUAUCUGCCCUUCAAUUCUCACAGGGGAUCGACCUUGAUGCUAUGGCGGUGGAGCAAAAACGAGAUGGCUGUCCUGGCGACGAAGCUGUCACUGGUCUCCAGCUUGCGGACUUUCCCCUCACCACCGGAGCUGGCACCAUCGUUUGUGUCGACUCCUUUUCAUCGCCCCUUCGUGCCGCCCUUGAUGCGUAGAGCUGUGUUCCAAACUCUUCAUGAACUCUCUCAACCAGGGAUUCGAGCCUCACAAAAGCUCCUCGCGGAAAGUUUCGUCUGGCCUGGCAUGAACAAGGACGUCCUGCCCGAUUUGCCGGCGGAGUAA
Molecule: messenger RNA, 351 nt
Organism: Dibothriocephalus latus
Lineage: Eukaryota; Metazoa; Platyhelminthes; Cestoda; Diphyllobothriidea; Diphyllobothriidae
Source: the annotation of a GenBank genome assembly